AUGGAGAACUCACUCUUCGGCAAGCUCUCCGCAGAACUACGGAACGACAUCUACAAGCGCGUACUCUCAGCCGACAGAUCACUGGCGAUUUGCUCCGGGCCCUCCGAGCUCCGUAAAGCCAGGCAGCCACCAAUAACUCGAGUCUGCAGCCAGAUCCGUGAAGAAACCCUACAAAUGUUCUACCACUGCAACACCUUUGUCGCAGAAAUAUCGGCGCACACGAACUGGACUCCCGACCCCGACAGAUGGGUCAUUGACAAAAUCGACAAAAUCGAGCAUUGGCUCCAGUGCACGACUGCCCAGAACCUCGCCAAUGUCCAAGAUCUGCGGCUUGUGAUGACCCUACCUGACUACUGCUACUUCGAAGACGCCGAGGAUGAUUGGGAAGGCUUGAACCAGGAGCUGACACGACUCGGUCUGGUUGGAGGUGGCGCGAACCCUAAGAUGAAAGUGAUCGCAUGCCUGCGCGCAACAUCCCGUGACUUCAAAGACUUCCGUGAGAGGCGCAAGAGGGAGACGAAGGCGUUCUUCGAUAGCCUUGAGUUUGAGGUCGAGGUCGUUUGGGAGAAAAUGGACGGGACCUGGUGCUGA
Molecule: messenger RNA, 591 nt
Organism: Cercospora beticola
Lineage: Eukaryota; Fungi; Ascomycota; Dothideomycetes; Mycosphaerellales; Mycosphaerellaceae
Source: RefSeq, a predicted model, not a curated record